This is a messenger RNA of Acomys russatus (golden spiny mouse), 2551 nucleotides long. RefSeq names its product GTP dependent ribosome recycling factor mitochondrial 2 (gene Gfm2). Bases 112 to 2451 code for a protein of 779 amino acids. Gene Ontology annotation, biological process: ribosome disassembly; mitochondrial translation. Gene Ontology annotation, molecular function: translation elongation factor activity; GTPase activity; GTP binding. NCBI's taxonomy places the organism in Eukaryota, Metazoa, Chordata, Mammalia, Rodentia, Muridae. Gene Ontology annotation, cellular component: mitochondrion. The transcript is spliced from 21 exons. The record is from RefSeq and is a predicted model, not a curated record.
CUUUCUUUUUUUUUUUAAUUCCCCGAAUUAGGGCUAAAAGGACUUCAAGCUGUGGGUAGGAAUUCCCAAGACAGCACAUCUAAUUAAGAGAUAAUAUUUUAGAGGACCACAAUGUUUACCAACUGGAGGAUUUUUGCAUUGAAUAAUCAGAAAGUAUUCAGUGUGCACAUUAAUACCAUGUGUUACUGUAAAAUAAAAGCAAACUUAAAGAGAUCAAAGACUCAGGUGCCUCUUACGAGAAGCUACAGCUCCCCACCAGGCAUAGUAGGAAGCGAUGUCAAAUCCCUUCACUGCAUCGUUAACCCUCCUGUGGCUAAAAUUCGUAAUAUUGGAAUUAUGGCUCAUAUUGAUGCAGGCAAAACUACCACCACAGAAAGAAUUUUGUACUAUUCUGGAUACACAAGAUCUCUAGGAGAUGUCGACGAUGGGGACACUGUGACAGAUUUCAUGGCUCAAGAGCGAGAAAGGGGCAUUACUAUCCAGUCAGCAGCUGUGACAUUUGACUGGAAAGGGUACAGGGUCAACCUGAUUGAUACCCCAGGUCACGUGGACUUCACCCUGGAGGUUGAGCGCUGCUUGAGGGUGUUGGACGGUGCAGUGGCCGUGCUUGACGCCUCCGCUGGUGUAGAGGCCCAGACUCUCACUGUGUGGAGGCAAGCUGACAAACACAAGAUACCCCGGAUCUGUUUUAUAAACAAGAUGGACAAAUCUGGAGCAAGUUUUAACUGUGCAGUUGAAAGCAUCAGAGAGAAGUUGAAGGCCACACCCCUGACUAUACAGCUGCCAAUUGGGGAAGCCAGAACGUUCAAAGGAGUGGUGGAUAUUAUAAACAAAGAAAAACUUCUUUGGAAUUCUAACUCUGAUGAUGGAAAAGACUUUGAGAGGAAACCUCUCUCACAAACAAGUGAUCCAGAAUUGCUGAAGGAGACUAUUGAAGCAAGGAACUCCUUAAUUGAACAAGUUGCAGAUUUAGAUGAUGAAUUUGCUGGCUUGGUUUUAGGAGAGUUUAGUGAAAAUUUUGAUUUAGUACCAGCUGAAAAGCUACAGACUGCAAUACACAGAGUAACACUGGCUCAGGCUGCAGUGCCUGUGCUGUGUGGAAGUGCCUUGAAAAACAAGGGUGUUCAGCCCUUGCUGGAUGCUGUGACCAUGUACUUGCCAUCACCCGAAGAGCGAGAGUAUGGGUCUCUGCAGUGGUAUAAGGACGACCUGUGUGCACUGGCAUUUAAAGUGCUGCAUGACAAGCAGCGGGGACCCCUGGUUUUCCUGCGCAUUUACUCGGGCACACUGACGCCCCAGUUGGCUGUGCAUAACAUUAAUAGAAACUGCACGGAGAGAAUGAGUCGUCUGCUUUUGCCGUUUGCUGACCAACAUGUAGAAAUCCCUUCUCUGACUGCUGGUAACAUUGCUUUGACAGUGGGCCUUAAACAAACUGCCACUGGAGACACCAUUGUCUCUUCCAAGUCCAGUGCCUUAGCUGCAGCUCGUAGAGCGGGAAGAGCAGAAAAGAAGCAUGGGAAAGACAGUGAAGCAGAGAGUCUGCUGUUAGCCGGCGUGGAGGUCCCAGAGCCUGUCUUCUUCUGCACCAUAGAACCACCGUCAGUGGCUAAGCAGCCAGAUUUGGAUCAUGCCUUGGAACGCCUUCAGCGUGAAGAUCCCAGUUUGAAAGUGAGGCUCGAUGCUGACUCUGGACAAACCGUCCUGUGUGGCAUGGGGGAGUUACAUAUUGAGAUUACUCAUGAGCGGAUCAAGAGGGAGUAUGGCCUAGAGACCUACCUUGGGCCUCUGCAGGUGGCAUACCGGGAAACCAUCUUAAACUCAGUGCGUGCCACAGAUACCCUUGAUAGGACGUUAGGAGACAAGCGCCACCUUGUGAGAGCAGAACUGGAAGUCCGGCCAGCUGAAGCGCCCUCUGGUGUGGCUGAGAUCCAGUAUGCUGACUGUGUUGGUGAAGACCUCCUGCAGGCCUCACGUGAGGCCAUUGAAAAUGCAGUCCACAGUGCAUGCCUCCAGGGUCCUUUACUUGGAUCCCCAGUUCAAGAUGUGGCAGUAACACUACACUCACUUAUGGUUCACCCCGGUACCUCCACAACUAUGGUUAAUGCCUGCAUCUCAAGAUGCGUACACAAGGCCCUGAAAACUGCUGCCAAGCAGGUGCUGGAGCCCCUGAUGCAUCUUGAGGUUACAGUGGCUAAAGAGUACCUCAGCUCUGUCCUCGCAGAUUUGGCACAAAGAAGAGGUUUCGUCCAGGAAAUCCAGACUCGCCAAGACAACAGAGUUGUUGUAGGAUUUGUUCCUUUAGCAGAGAUUAUGGGAUAUUCAACUGUGCUUCGAACACUGACAUCAGGCUCGGCAACUUUUGCCUUAGAGUUGUCUACUUAUCAAGCCAUGAGCCCUCAAGACCAGAGCAUGCUGCUCACCCAGAGAAGUGGUCUGGCCCAAGUGCUUUAGGUCCUUGGAAACGGGGAAAUGCCGGGGCACUUAACUGCUGGUAAAUUUCUGCUUCGGGAUGUGGAAAGAACUUGACAAGAUGUACUGUAAUGGCAUUGGA